Besnoitia besnoiti is the source of this 642-nucleotide messenger RNA. RefSeq lists its product as uncharacterized. The record is from RefSeq and is a predicted model, not a curated record. The transcript is spliced from 7 exons. Lineage: Eukaryota; Apicomplexa; Conoidasida; Eucoccidiorida; Sarcocystidae. The coding region runs from base 1 to 642 and encodes 213 amino acids.
AUGAAACUCCUCCUUGGGGCUGGUGUCGCCGCGGUGGUUGGGACGGCGCAAGCGGUAAACGUCCGGCCAAGCAUGGGGGUUCUCUCGACCAGUGGGACGGCGUGCCUGCUGGAUGAGUCCAAGGCUGGUAGCGAUCCAAUCCCUCCGCAGUGCGGCUGUUCCUUCAGUCGCUUGGCUGAUAUGAAAGAGAAGUGCGCAGCGCUAUCUUCUACUUCCACUUCACGAGAAGCAGAAGAAUGCUCGAGCAUACCCUGCGAGAUCUGCUGCGUCAUGCGAAGUGCCUCCGUCCCGGUAGCAGGAGAGGACCGUACUCAUUUAGAUUGCAAGAAGAAGUGCCCCAAAUCGGAAGAAAUUUUGUCAGCCGUACGCGUUAGGGUGCAGGCGAUGGACCUCACUGACGUCUUUUAUCCUCCGAACGAAGAGCCUUUGUCGCCCGUGCCGGGGCUGCCAACGACGCAGCAGUUCGAUGUGCCGUCGCCGCCCCCCUUCACGGCGGCGGGCCCUUCAUCUGAAACAACUUAUCCACUGCUCACUCUGCCAUCCGAAGAAGAUUUUGCUGCCGCAGAGCCAACAUCGCCCCAGCAGCUAGAUUCAAUAUCUAGAGCAAACAAUGCCGUCAUACAGCAGACAGCAGAGGCGUGA